AUGCUGCUAAGUACGGAUUAUUACGCACUAUUCAACGUCGAAAUCGCAGUUAUUCCGGGAAAUACGGUGCAAUUAAUGGACCUAUUUCGACGUCCAAUAGUACCCAACUCACGUUUUCUACCCCCCAAUGGACCAUUUCUUGGACCUGCGAAACAUAAUAUGCACCAAUUUAAAGCACUAGUGCUUGAAAUUAUAGUCAAUGGAACAUCUGGAAUCAUUGCAUUUCUAUUAUCGUCAACAUUAGCUGUUUCCUGUGCCAGUGUUUUAGUAGGACAUGGGACGCCAUUAUCAUCUGUUAUUGCUCGAUUUAUUGAUAUGAAUUUACUUGGAACAGCAAUUUUAUCCAUUGUAUUAGCAUGGCAAAGUCAAGCUCCAUAUACUUUAGGCUCGAUUGAUGUGUUUGUUGCUCCCGUGAUGGCAGAAAUGGCAGAUAAAAUAUCAAGACAUUUACAUGGAAAUCUGGAUCAUGUGGUAUCAACAACAGUGAUGAUGGUUGCAAUUACAUCCAUGGUCUUAGGACUGGUGUUUUUUAUCAUGGGACUCUUUCGAGUCACUUCGAUUGCAAAUUAUAUGCCGUAUCCUGUUAUUGCUGGGUUUUUGUCAGGCAUUGGAGCGCAAUUGAUGAAAAAUGGCAUUUAUAUGGCAUCAAGUAAAGCUUUAACAGGUGCAUUUUUUACUUUGGAAGUACAAGUACUCGUUCUACCAGCUGUAGUCUUUGCUGCCUUGGCACGACUUGGACAAUACUUUAAAGUUCCAGUAGCUUUUUCAUUUCCGUGUCUACUUGUGCUGUCACUCGUGGGGUUUCAACUAAUUUCUUCAAUGUAUGGAGCGACCAUGGAAGAGUUAGGUAAGGCCGGAUGGGUAUUUGCGUGGGAUCAUGUUGUGGUAUCACAAACGCCAAUGUGGUUACCAUGGGCCGAGAUUGACUUUAAACAAGUACAUUGGCAUACGCUGACAAACGAGUGUAUGGAAUUUAUGGUGUCUCUUAUCAUUCUUGGUGCAUUGAAGUAUAGUGUAGCCACAACUUCGCUCUCGACGCUAUUUGGGCGGGAUAUCUCGCCGGACAAUGAAAUGCGUGUCAUUGGGUUAGCUAACAUGGCUAGCGGUUUGUUCGGGUGCUGUGGUGGGUGUCACUACCUUUCAGCAAUGGGUAUCAUGAAGCAGUUUGAGGCCCACGAGAAAGUUCCAGCAUUGGUUUGCGCUUUUCUCGUUAUAUCUCUGUGGAUGGCCGGCAUUCGAUUGCUGCAGUUUGUGCCCAAAUUUAUUUUCGGUGGGCUUCUGUUAAGUGUCGGACUGCACUUCUUGGAAGCAUACUUGGUGACGCCAUUCCAUUUCCUUAAGCCUAUUGAGAAAGCUACUGUUGUGCUUAUUACUUCAAGCUUUCUCGCUAUUGGUAUGCUGGAGAGUGUAGCGAUGGGCAUCAUGAUCUCAAUGAUUGAGCUUAUUUGGCGCAUCCACGCUGUGGGGUGUGUUCACCAUGAGACGACAGGAGCGUUAUCUCGCAGUGCAGUGGACCGCACGCCAGAGCAGACUGCCUAUCUCGACAGUGAAGGAAGCGCCAUAUUUGUGCUUCGACUGCAAGGAUAUCUAUUUUUCGGCACUUCUGUAAAUAUACUGGAGAGAAUGGAGACUCGUGUGCAUUCACUAGAUUUUCCCACGCUGAAGUUUGUCAUUAUUGAUUUUGGGCUUGUUCCUAGCUUUGAUGCGACCGCGCUGUUAAACUUCCGCAAGACCUCUACGCUUGCCGAUUUGUACAUGUUUGACAUUUACUUUUGCGGACUUAGGCCAGAAAUUGAACUCGCACUUCGCCAAAAUCACUACUCGCAGCGCGUCCAUCUACUCAGCAGUGAUGUAGAUAUUGCACUUGAAAUUUGUGAAAAUGAGUUGGUUCCCGAUGAAUUGUUUUCAGCUCCAGAAACUCCAAAGUCAGGCAAGUCACUAACCGAAUGGAAGCGCAUGAGCCAACUGGAACUUUGGGAACGCUUCAUGGCUGCAUCUAUGGAACAUGAUGGGACAGCAAGUUAUCAGAAAUUACUUCCGCUAGCUGCUUAUCUAGAUAUUGUUGUGGUUCCCAAUGGUACUCAACUUGUGCCUGAACGUCUGCGCGAUGACACGUACUUCAUUUGCCAAGGCUACAUGAAUUUUGUCAUGGAUUCCGAAUUCUCGAAUGCGCACAAUAUCCCCGGCGUCCGUCUCUCCGAAGCAUGUGAUGACGAUGGAGUUGGCGGGGGCUACAAUGAAACGACCAAGAAUGAUGAUGAGUCAAAUGAACCCAUCAGAGUAACUACCCGACGCAAGCUGUCGCUCGUGGUACCGGAGGAAUCGCAAUGGACACCAUUCACGACAGCGAAAUCACGGCUCCUGAAGAUUGGACCGGGCUCUGUCAUCAUUCCUAAUGUUGCAGGAAUGGACCCCGAGUACAAAUACUUUGCCACGUCGGACUGCGUGGUGCUUCGUUUACGUGCUGUAGCAAUGGAAACGCUAGAGGCGCACGCACCUCACACGGCGAUAGCUGUGUUGAAGCUCAUCAAUGUGCGAUUGGCCACCCGGUUUCGCCACUCGAGCAAGCGCGUCUCGCAGAUGUCUUCUCUGCUUUACAAGUAG
Messenger RNA from Peronospora belbahrii, 2604 nucleotides. NCBI's taxonomy places the organism in Eukaryota, Oomycota, Peronosporomycetes, Peronosporales, Peronosporaceae. The record is from the annotation of a GenBank genome assembly.